Messenger RNA from Pseudopodoces humilis (Tibetan ground-tit), 2415 nucleotides. It is a transcript of the gene AATF, whose product is annotated as apoptosis antagonizing transcription factor. Gene Ontology annotation, biological process: regulation of transcription by RNA polymerase II. Lineage: Eukaryota; Metazoa; Chordata; Aves; Passeriformes; Paridae. Gene Ontology annotation, cellular component: nucleolus; nucleus. The record is from RefSeq and is a predicted model, not a curated record.
CCGCGCUCCCCCAAGAUGGCGGCGCCCUUGGCGCUGCAGCUGCAGGAGCUGCUGGACCCCCGGCCCGGGCUGCGGGACCCCGAGGAUGAUGCGGAGGAAGCUACAGUUGCUAAAGUGAUUGACAGAUUUGAGGAUGAAACCACGGAUGACAUUCUGCCUGUUGGCAAUAUCAGGAAAAGAGCUUCAGCCUCUCUCCUGGAAGCUGAUAAGAGGUACAGUGGGAAAGCCACAUCUCGGAAAGCUCUGCAGGAAGAGCUCUGGGGAGAUGCUCUGUCUGAAGAGGGAUCUGCUGAAGAAGCAUUAGAUGACUGGUACAGUGACAGUGAAGGCUCAGAAGAGGAGGACAGUGUUGGCCCAAAGGCCAGGGAGAAGCCCAGCAGUGCUGGCAGUGAGCAGGAGGAUGACUUGGAGGAUAAGGAAGAGGAGGAGCCGCCUGUCAAGGCCAAGGCACCAAAGUUCAGCUUCCAGAAUAUCACAGACUUUGAGAAGUUUACAGAGGGGAUGGAUGAUGCAGGGAGCAGUGAAGGGGAGGAUGAAGAUGAGGAUGAGGAUAAAGAUGAUGCUGACAUGGAAGAAGGGAGUGAGGAGGAAUUUGGGAGUGAAGACCACGAUGACGAAAAAGAAACCAAAGACAGCGAAGAUGAUGGGGGAGUGCUGACCUUCUCCAGAGGACAGGAGUCUGAAGAGGUGGAGAAGGGCAAAGCUGUGAGGAACCAGCUAGCCCUGUGGGAUCAGCUGAUGGAAGGGAGGAUCAAGAUGCAGAAGGUGCUCAUGACAGCCAACAGGCUGCCCCAGCCAGACACCUACCCCAGGUUCAGGAAGGAGGGGGGCCAGGACUUUGACAACGCUGUGGAGAACUGUUGUAAAGCCCUGGAGGCCUUGCUGAAAGUGCUGGUGGAACUUCAGGAUGAGCUGCUUUAUCAGUACCCAGGCACAAGGCAUCUGGUCGAUGGAAAGCAAGCAAAAACUGAGAGUGAGGAUGAAAUCCCGAGCAGCAGCGAUGAGGAGCCAGUGGAGAAGGUUCAGGAGAAGAGGAGGAGCCUCCCCAAACGGAAGCUGAAGUUUGAGGAGUACCCUGAGUUCAUAGCCAAGCGCUACAAGGACUUCAGGACCUACAGGAACAGCACCCUGCAGAAGUGGCAUGACAAGACAAAGCUGGCAACAGGCAAAAUGGGGAAGGGCUUCGGAGCCUUCGAGCGCUCGGUGCUGGCGCAGAUCGAUCACGUCCUGCUGGACAGGGAGCGAUUGCUGCGGCGCACCCAGACCCGCCGCUCCCUCUACACCGUGCUGGGCAAGCAGGAGCAGCAGCCUGCCCCAGCCCCUCAGCCUGGGCCUGACAACUCGGAAGUCCUCCCUCCCUCAGAUUCCAACAGGCACCUGAAGGACAUCGAUGAGGAGAUAUUUGAUGAUGAUGACUUUUAUCACCAGCUCCUGCGAGAGCUGAUCGAGCGUAAAACCACUUCCCUGGACCCCAACGACCAGGUGGCCAUGGGCAGGCAGUGGUUGGCCAUCCAGAAGUUACGGAGCAAAAUAAAGAAGAAAGUGGACAGAAAAGCCAGCAAAGGAAGGAGAAUCAGGUACCAUGUCCACAGCAAGCUGGUGAGCUUCAUGGCACCUAUUGACCAGUGCACAAUGAAUGAUGAUGCCAGGACGGAGCUUUAUCAGUCGCUGUUUGGAAAAGUCCGGAACGGAGAAGAGCUGGAGCAGAAUUAGGAUCUGGGGUUGAGCUGCUGGUGUUCUCCCAGCUGGUUCUGCCCUCAGCUGCUCCCUCAGGCUGCCCAGGAGCAGAGCCAGCUCUCUGCAGCCUCUGCUUUGUCCCUAAAAUCCUCCCUGAAGGAGCAUCAAACCCCGUGAAGUCAGAGAAAGGAGUGAGCCUGGCUGAACACCCCCUGUCCAGCCUGGAGUGCUUCCUCCCAAAGACAAUCCAUUUUUAACUAUUCCCUUUCAACUCCUGACCUUAAUUUUGCAUCCUGGGCACAGUGUGGGGGAGGGACACAAUCCAUCCCCUCCUGGUUUUGUUAAAACCUUGGAGAUUUGGGGGCUGUGGGGGUUCAGUGCCCUGUUCUGGUGCUUGGCUGCAUAUUGGGAGUGUGUGACUUCAUUUUUCACCAGUCAAGAGGAUUUAAAUGUCAUUUCCAUAAUUAACAUGGCCUUAAAACAGAGGAAAGGUGCUCCUGUGCAGGCUCCCAGUUCCCAUUCUGGUUGUUGAGCACACACAGGGACGUUUGCUGCUCCUGACACGGGAUGUGCCGGGAUGUUGGUGCUGUGGGAAGCUCUCGGGGACUUCUCCAGCAUGGGCAGGGUCCCAGCCCGGGACAGAGGUGAGGGGUGUGGGGGCUUUGCAGUAAAUCCCCAUGAAGGGAAUUUGGGAGCUGCCCUGAUCAGUCAGACCUGGCAUUUCUCUGGCGUCACUGA